CACCAGCUGACUCUAUCAUCAGUCACGAACACUAACACGUCCUCGGGCUCAUCGUUUCCUUCAGUUGUAUAAUCGAAGUACACCUCACGCCAGUUUAGGCAGCGACAAGAAAGCAAUAAAAAUACUCAAGAUGGAGAGAUGGUCAGGUCGUCUGGCGAUGGUGACGGGAGCUGGCUCGGGCAUUGGUGCUGCCUUGACCCGAAGGCUGGUGAAGGAGGGUAUGCGGGUGGUGGGUGUCGAUCUCAACGUGGAGAAAGUGCAGGCCGUGGGGGAAGAGCUCAAGGGUCAGCCGGGUUCUGUUAUUCCCAUCAAGUGUGACAUCACUAAGGAUGACCAGGUGCUGCACAUGUUCCAGCGCAUCAAACAAAAGUACGGAGGUGUGGACGUGUGCAUCAACAACGCAGGAGUAAUGCACAACAUGACCCUUAUGAAUGGGAAACCAGAGGAGUGGCGGAGGAUGAUGGACAUAAAUGUGAUCGCUCUGUGUCUGUGCACCCGGGAAGCUGUGACAUCUAUGCUGGAACGUGGUGUGGACGACGGGCACAUCAUCCACAUCAACAGCGUUGCGGGGCACCAGGUCGCCAACGUUCCAAGUAUGCACUUCUAUACGGCCAGCAAAUAUGCUGUCACUGCCCUCACCGAAGGCAUGCGUCAGGAGCUGAGGCAGACCAACACCAACAUAAGAAUAUCUGCCAUCUGCCCUGGUGUGGUGCAAACAGAGAUCCGAGAUUCAUGGCUUGAUAAGGAUGCAACCGAGAAGUUCUACAAUGACUUCCCGUGCUUGCAACCAGAGGACAUCGUCUCCAGCGUCAUAUACGCCCUCUCCGCACCGCCCCAUGUGCAGGUCCACAAUGUGACGGUAAGAAAUACCAGGCAACAGCACUGAAGCCGCAGAUUGCAACAGUACUCUCAACGCAGAGCAGAAUGAGCCCCUUCCCCCAAGCCCCCAUCCCCUCUCUCUCUCUCUCUCUCUCUCUCUCUCUCUCUCUCUCUCUCUCCGGAUCGUAUUCUGCCCAGCUGCCCGUACCUCGAUUACCUUCAAAAGGCUCUGAUUGAAGUUGCACAGGUAUUUAAGGGUGUUUUAAUGGCUCUAGUGACAAAUCAACAAGAUUCCUACAUUAUCAGAAAAAAAAAACACUUGAAAAACCGGUUAAUUAUCUAUGGCGUUUGAAAGCGAUACUAAUAAAGCAAAGCGUUUCUGAACACGCGCAUCUCUCUUCUGAUUUUGUCUUACCCUUCAAGUUAUAGAUUUUGAAAGUCUCUUAAUAUUUCAGUAUUUUGGAAAUACUCUAUAUGCAUGGUCACAUUUCAAACCAUAUGCUCAAUUAAAGGUAUUAGUUACCAUUUGUUUUUCCUUUGUGUUUCUUUGUGGUUAUGUUCUGUAUCUCUCUUUGAGGAUGUGUAUUAUUAUUAUUGUUAUUAUUAUUUUAUUUCAAUUUUUUUAUUGAUUUAAAUUCACACUCAAUUCCCCCUUUAUUUUUUUUUAUUCCAAUAUUUAGGUAUCACAGAGAUCAUUUGAAUAAAUAAAUAACUAAACAAACGAAA
Scylla paramamosain (green mud crab) is the source of this 1545-nucleotide messenger RNA. RefSeq names its product dehydrogenase/reductase SDR family member 11-like. The coding region runs from base 131 to 886 and encodes 251 amino acids. The transcript has 7 exons. Lineage: Eukaryota; Metazoa; Arthropoda; Malacostraca; Decapoda; Portunidae. The record is from RefSeq and is a predicted model, not a curated record. Gene Ontology annotation, molecular function: oxidoreductase activity.